UGGAGUCACAGCUCACAAGACAACAGUCCAGCACAUUUUAAUACAAUGUUAUUCUUGUAGGAUUUCGGGAGACAUUCUUAAGUUCUGGGCUACUCUAAUUCCGUCGUUCUUCACUGCUACGUUAACACAUCUGUGCCUGCGAUCGUCACAGACACGAAACUAAAAUACGUACAAUACAAUCAUGAAAUUUUCUCUUUUGCAGUGCUGUAAAAUGCUUGGUUCUGUAUCCCGAUUCCGUGUGGUAUCACUGUAGAGGUGUUUUUAUCGCUCUUGUCUCUUGUCUAUGCUUGCUGUGGACCCGCUCUGAACACAGAUACCGUGUACUAGGACGGAAGGCACGGAAAACAACAGGGUAUCAACCCAUGGUGUGAAUGUUACCUGCGAUGCUUAAUGCCAGCUUCCGUACCUUUCAGCACUAUUAUUAUGGGCACGGGUUGGGGGUGAAGGGGGACCUGUGUGCACGAAGUCUGUCUCUCCCUGGUUGCGAUUUGGAAAGGCGCAGUAGGAAACUGUUAUAUGAUACAUAUAUUGCCAUUAUUGUUUUCGUAUGCAAGUACUUUUUGUAAGAAUUUGCAACCCACGGUUAAUUAGUGUUUAUUAUUUGCCGUGUGAGGAAUGGCGUGUAAUCCAGAAUUGUUUCGAUAUGUAGUGGAAACUGUGUUCAAUACUUGGACUGCUCUAAGGCUUGCCGUAGAGCAUGGCAUGGGUGGACCUCUAGGAAAAGAAAAUGCGCUGAAUUUGGUGAACCAGGUUACGGAUUUAUUUUGUAAAACUGAUAUUGAAGUAGAAGAAAUUGCUGAUUUUCUAGUAGAGUUUAUGGACACACAGUUCCAAACUAUAUGCGAAGACAACUCUCCAGAGGAGGUAGCAGUUGUGUUGUGGCAGUUCUAUCAACACUGUAAGUCAGGAAAUCAACAUCUAGUCAAUUUAGAAUUGAGCAGACUUCCGAAAUGCGAUGUAUGGCUAUGUAAACAUCAUCUGGUUAGCACUCAAGAAGAAGCAAUGGACCCUGUGGACACAAUCUCAAAUGGACAUAGUAGUAACGUCACAGCAGAAGAACAUGAUCCAGAAUGGACACAGGUUAAAACCAGACGAAGGAGAGAACGGAUGGAACAGAUGUAAGAGUGUUCCAUCGAGCGAAAAUAUGUAGUUUAGUUUCACCAAUUUUUAGCAGACUGUACUCAAAAUUGUAAUAGUGGAAAGUAUGUAUCUCACAAAUAAAUGGUGUUUGUAUAACUAAUUUUGUUGUAUUAAUGUUUGCUCAUAAUUGUGACUGAGCACCUGAACUUUCAGUGAACUGAGUCAAAAAAUUCUGCAUUCCUCCAGACAGGACAAAAGAUGGGCAUUGAUGUUUCUCAAAGUUUCGUUAAUUUUGUAUUAAUAAAUUGUUAUCGUCACUGAUAGUAUAUACAAGAUACAAAUUUUAUUUUAAAAGUUUCGCAGAGAGACAUAGUGUCAAGAGGAAGUUAUGGGAAGGGCUUUCGAUACUUCCUGUUGAAUGUUUCAACCCACAUGGUAAUGUUAGCAAGAGCUAUAGAUGAAUAACUAUACAAAUUUUACAUUGUAUUUUAGUGAGGUAAUA
Cryptotermes secundus is the source of this 1582-nucleotide messenger RNA. RefSeq lists its product as uncharacterized. Bases 616 to 1122 code for a protein of 168 amino acids. Lineage: Eukaryota; Metazoa; Arthropoda; Insecta; Blattodea; Kalotermitidae. The transcript has a single exon. Gene Ontology annotation, biological process: maturation of SSU-rRNA from tricistronic rRNA transcript (SSU-rRNA, 5.8S rRNA, LSU-rRNA). Gene Ontology annotation, cellular component: nucleus. The record is from RefSeq and is a predicted model, not a curated record.